AUGAAGCGUAAUCGUGGGCCAUUUGCGUUGUUCAAGGGCCUGGCACCGGUUAUCCUUGGUCGGCUCGCAGCAGCCGUGGAGCAGGUUCCGUACACGGACGGCCUUGGCCAAGGACAAGGUUUCAACACCUAUCUCCAGACGGGCCGCUUGCACAACGCCGUGGGCAUCACGACGCAUGAUGAUCGGGAAGCGGACCCUUCGGCCAACCAGGCCGAGGUGACGUACACGGCCGUCAAAAUCACCGACUACAAGGAUCUCGUCCAGUCCCUCGACGUCACUGCUGGUGCAACCAUUUCCAAGCUCGGCACCGAGGCGAGCGUCAACGCCCGGUUCUUCGACCGGGAGGAGUUCGAGUCCAGCUUCUUGACGUACCUGGUCAAGGUCGACGUUCGACGGCAGCCGAGCGCCAAGCUGAAGUAUGCCUUUAACUGGGCCGCUCCUCAAGACGCCCGGGAGACGUAUGGCAACCGUUUCAUCAGUGACUUUGUAAGGGGCGGCGCCCUCUUUGCUCGCGUGUCCAUCAUCACCAAAGACGCCACCAAGCAUCAGGAGGUUGAGCAAUCAGCCUCGGUUGCCUUCACCGUCUUCGGCGCCGACACCAAGGUCACGAGCUCGAUCAAGACGAGCAUCGAGUCCAUGAAGAAACACUCGGAGAUACGCAUCUACCUCCACUACGUCGGCGCGCCUCCCGAGUAUCAGGCCACAAACGGGUCGGACAAUUCGUACGACGACGAGCUGCUCCAGCUCAAGGACGCGGCGGAUAGGUUCCUCGCCGAGGCGCAGAGGCACGAGUGGAUGCGAUUUGCGAUCCUCGAGAGAUAUGCGAACGUUCCUGGGUUCAACGGUCAGUUUACGCCGCUGGAUUACUCCGAGGCAACAGACAGGAGCUGGGCUUUCCUGAACGACUUCUCCAAACAUCUCGGAAUCCAGAACAUCAUUCGUAAGAUCGCUCCAUCGCGUUAUAUCGGCGGAAGGGGGCAAAGAGACAAGCUGGACGAUCGUUCAAGCGACAUUCUUGCAGGAUAUAGAAGCUGGGUUGCCAACGUCAGCGCACAUCCUGACAAGGCCAGGCAAGGGCCGCCAUACGCCGAUCCGUCCGUGUUCCGUGGGCAAGUCCUGCUUGCAGUCCAGACGACGCCCUACAUUGCUCAGCGCUUGCGGCUGGCGGAUGGCGGCAGCACCGAUUUCAUCGACAAGAAGCUGCACCCCGGGGCCAGGAAGCUGUUCGGCGUCAAGGCGUACGACCUCGACGGCGUUCCCGGCACGACGAAGCUCGUCUUCGCCAAGAAAUGGGGCGAGGACAAGUACAUAUGCCUGGCUGGGCGGUCGGCGCCGCCGGGCUACGACGUGGUGAGCCAGCUGUGGGUUUUCAAAGAGCCCGUCCGGGGCGUCGUCAACGAGACGAUCCAGGUCGUGGCGAUACCUCAGCUGGCGAGCAUCGAGCUCCGGCCGAGCCCCGAGGUGCCGAACGCCCCCGACCGGCGGGCGACGAGGUUCCUGAGACGCCAGGCACUGGACCUCUUCCGCUUCUACGUCAUGGCCGGCUAG
Messenger RNA from Hirsutella rhossiliensis, 1548 nucleotides. RefSeq lists its product as uncharacterized. The transcript has 12 exons. The record is from RefSeq and is a predicted model, not a curated record. Lineage: Eukaryota; Fungi; Ascomycota; Sordariomycetes; Hypocreales; Ophiocordycipitaceae. Bases 1 to 1548 code for a protein of 515 amino acids.